Molecule: messenger RNA, 892 nt
Organism: Bombus pascuorum
Lineage: Eukaryota; Metazoa; Arthropoda; Insecta; Hymenoptera; Apidae
Gene: Dak1
Product: UMP-CMP kinase
Exons: 3
Coding region: 116-757 (213 amino acids)
Biological process (GO): UDP biosynthetic process; CDP biosynthetic process; 'de novo' pyrimidine nucleobase biosynthetic process
Cellular component (GO): cytoplasm; nucleus
Molecular function (GO): UMP kinase activity; ATP binding
Source: RefSeq, a predicted model, not a curated record
AAGUAGGAUGAUUAAAUUGAUAUACAUAUAUUCUAGUAUAUAGUAUACAUUUCAAUAAUUUUUCUCGACUCAAUUUUCGAAUGGUUUUCCCUAGCAGGUGUUGAGACCUGCUUAUAUGACCAUGGUACUUUCAGGAGGAUUGCGGCUUUUCAAAAUGUCUGUAAAACAGAAAUUCGAAGUUUUAUUUAUUUUGGGUGGUCCUGGCGCGGGUAAGGGAACAUUGUGCAGGUACAUCACUAAAAAAUAUGGUUAUGUCCAUUUGUCAGCUGGGGAUCUGUUAAGAGAGGAACGUAUGAAGCCGAAUUCAAAGUACGGAGAACUUAUCGAAAAUUAUAUCAAAGAUGGAAAAAUUGUGCCAGUCGCAAUUACUUGCAGUCUUCUAGAUAAUGCCAUGCAAACCAGCAAUAGUCCCCAUAAAAGGUUCCUGAUUGAUGGUUUUCCAAGAAACCAGGACAAUGUUGAUGGUUGGAAUGAGGCAAUGUCAGAAAAAUGUGUAAUAAAAGGAGUAUUGUUCUGUGAAUGUAGUAAAGAAGUAUGUACCCAGAGAUGUUUAAAACGUGGUGCAGCAGGAAGUGGAAGGUCUGAUGAUAAUGAGGAAGUUUUAGUCAAAAGACAUGAAACUUACAUUACAAAUACAUUACCUAUAAUUGAGUAUUUUGAGAAGCAAAACUUUGUAUACAAAGUUAAUAGUAUGCAAUCACCACAUAAAGUAUUCGAAGAUGCUAAAGAGGUUCUAUCUAAAAUAGGAUGGUUAUGAAUUAGUAGCAAAUGUUAAUUGAUCUCAGUAAGAUCAAGUUAUAAUCUAUCUGCAUUUAAUGUUAUUUCAUAAAAGAAAAAAAAAUGUACAUAUAUAUAUAUAUAUAUGUAUUGUAAGAAAAUUUAAUUCAUACUA